AUGCACGGCCAGGAGGAUAGGGAAGAGAUCAUACAUUGCGGUAGUCUAGUCUUCACAGAAAUAACUGGUAAUCUAAGUGAACAGCUGCACAUAAUGGAUACAAACCCCCACACAGGUUCCACACAAGACACAGACAAGCACAGACAGGAAACGGAUCAGGACACAGACAAGCACAGACAGGAAACGGAUCAUCAUGGCUACUACUGUGAGAAACAUCCAGACGACUCCGAGUUUAUCCCUGUGCAGAAACUCUGUUUAUAUCACUUGCCUUCCGGGUACCAAAGCCCUCACCUGAUUAGUUAUAUCCGGGCUUUUGCUAAUCUCCUUGUCUCUGUUUUGGUCAACUGUGUUAGUGAAAUGAGACCUGAAAAAAGUCCUGGCAGUGACAAACACUACCCGUGUCAUGACAUCAGGGGCAGCAAAACGAAACGAAAAGGAACUGGGUUUGUGUCUGGUGUACACAUAUUUCCUGAUGAACAUUUUCCAGAAUUUACAACUUGCGAAUGUGCCGAAUGUUGGCACCUCCCAAUUCUAAUGCGAAAAAGACAGUUUGCACACAUUGCUAUUCGAACAGCCACUCAUCUUGUUUUCAAUAAAGAAGAAGCGAGUGCAGCCACUUGCAAGAUCUUUAUAGACAAUGAUGGAGAUUCAAGUGUAUGUGGAAAUGGUAUUGAGUUUUCCAACAUGCGGUACGUGACCAGUAGCGCUCACUGUGACUGGUGUAUGAUGACCUAUGUGACCCAUGACAUGGGUUUUGUGGAUAGGAUUCAGAAACUUGUAACUUGUAAAGAUAACCUGAAGGAUAUUUUGGUGGCAGAAAGUCUUCUCUCCAUGUGUGAUGAUAAAAAAGGAAACAAUACUGAAGUCACUCGACAAGGCCAAUUGAAUAUCACGAUAUCCCACUCAAAUGAAUGUGACAAACGGGUGAGCAUUGUUCAGCACGAAUACGUGAAUGGAACAGAGGCACAUAGCCAUAGUCACAUUGAUGCUGCAGUAGCCUGCCCGGGGUCAUGUGGAGCUCCUGUCCAGGUGAUUGAGGAGGACUGGCGUUUGUUUGGGUUUGAACACACCCACAGUGGACAUUAUGAGUCAGAAGUAAAUUUCAGUAGCCAAGGAAUCGGUUUUACUCCUUUCAACCACAAACACACAGAGGACAAGAAAAAUCUAGACAACAAUAGAUGUGAAAACAAAACAACAGAAGAAUGCUGGAGCCCGGCAGAAUCGAAUAAGGAGCAUGAGGUGAAUCUUAAAAAACAUGUGGUUUGUAGAAAGAACAAAGGUCAUACAGACUUUAUACCUGCUCCUGAGUUUCAGAUGGAGAAUCUUCCACCUGGGUUUCAAAACAAGAAAGUAAUGGGCUGUAUCCAAGCAGUGAUUGCGUUAACUGUACUUGUUUCAGUUAGCUACACCAGUAUGGACAGACCCGCCACUUUUCCUUUCAGCUCUAAACCCUACACAGGUUAUGAAUAUAAGGGCACAAACAAGAAGCGGACAGGAACCGGUCUGGUACAGGAUAUUGUCAGGUUUCCGAAUGAGGGCAGCAGUGGCAAAGAAACCUGUCCGUGUGAAGAAUGUAAGAGCUCUCCAUCACCAAAAACAGAAUUUGCUUAUGUGACUGUACAUUCUGCAGCUCACGUCACCUUUGAUGAUCAGGAGGGGGUACAUACAAGUUGUUUUUUGUUUUUUGAUAAAGAAAGCUCGCCUGAGUUACAUAACGGAGUCAUGGAGCUUAAGAGGGCAUCCAGAGUGCUGUGUGAUGACAAUAAAGACACAAGUAAGAUGAUAUUUGUGACACACAACCUGUCAAUAAUCGACAAACUCGGGGAUCUGGUUGGUCACUGGAAGGGUCUUCAGCAGAAACUGGAGCAUGGGUUUAUCAUUUCAUCUUCCAAAUGUGAGAAAACACCAUCCGGUCCCCCCUCUCAGGUUGGCAGUAAUCAUGACAGUAACCAUGACAGUACCCAUGACAGUACUCUUGCCAGUAACCUUAUCAGUAACCAUAACAGCAUUCAUGGCAGUAACCAUAACAGUAAUAAUGACAGUAACCAUGAAAGCAGUCCUGGCAGUAAACUUGACAGUAACCUUGACAGCAAUCAUGCUAGUAGCCAUGGUCUGACAGUGAUUGUGUCACAUCCUCAUGGCUGUAGCAAGCAUGUUAGCAUUGGCUACUGUAUCAGCAUGGAUGCAACAGGAAGUGGCUACACCGAGUGCCAGUAUACGACACCAACUUGUCCCGGAUCUAGCGGAGCCUAUGUCUUUGUGGUAGGAAAGUUCUGGAAAUGUUGGAACAAGCAUCACUAUGGAGUCCAAGAUAAGAACUCAGCUUUGCCCUCUGCACAAUAA
This is a messenger RNA of Candidula unifasciata, 2343 nucleotides long. Lineage: Eukaryota; Metazoa; Mollusca; Gastropoda; Stylommatophora; Geomitridae. The record is from the annotation of a GenBank genome assembly.